Austrofundulus limnaeus is the source of this 1444-nucleotide messenger RNA. It is a transcript of the gene eif2s1b, whose product is annotated as eukaryotic translation initiation factor 2, subunit 1 alpha b. Bases 103 to 1050 code for a protein of 315 amino acids. Gene Ontology annotation, molecular function: RNA binding; translation initiation factor activity; ribosome binding. Lineage: Eukaryota; Metazoa; Chordata; Actinopteri; Cyprinodontiformes; Rivulidae. Gene Ontology annotation, cellular component: eukaryotic translation initiation factor 2 complex; eukaryotic 48S preinitiation complex. The record is from RefSeq and is a predicted model, not a curated record. The transcript is spliced from 8 exons. Gene Ontology annotation, biological process: translational initiation.
CGAUUUGUUCCACUUAUUAACACCCUAAAGAAAACAGAGACAUUUCAACGCGUCCAGCGCAGGAAGUUUCACUUUAUAGUUCUGUAACCCCAUGACACAGAGAUGCCGGGGCUCAGUUGUCGAUUUUACCAGCACCGGUUCCCAGAGGUGGAGGACGUUGUGAUGGUGAACGUCAGGUCCAUCGCCGAGAUGGGAGCCUACGUCAGCCUCCUGGAGUACAACAACAUCGAGGGCAUGAUCCUCCUGAGCGAGCUGUCCCGUCGACGUAUCCGCUCCAUCAACAAGCUCAUCCGCAUCGGACGCAACGAGUGCGUCGUUGUCAUUCGUGUCGACAAGGAGAAAGGGUACAUUGAUUUGUCAAAAAGGAGAGUUUCACCAGAGGAGGCCAUCAAGUGUGAAGACAAAUUCACUAAAUCUAAAACUGUGUACAGCAUCCUGCGACACGUGGCAGAGGUGCUGGAGUACAGUAAGGACGAGCAGCUGGAGAGCCUGUACCAGCGCACCGCCUGGGUCUUUGACGAGAAGUACAAGAGGCCGGGAUACGGAGCUUACGACGUCUUCAAACAGGCCGUGUCAGAUCCCACCAUCCUGGAUGGCCUGGACCUAACAGAGGAGGAGAGGGAUGUGCUGAUCGAUAACAUCAACAGGCGACUCACUCCGCAGGCCGUCAAAAUCAGAGCAGACAUUGAAGUUGCGUGCUAUGGAUAUGAGGGUAUCGAUGCAGUAAAGGAAGCUCUGAGGGCCGGUCUCGGCUGCUCCACAGAGUCCAUGCCCAUCAAGAUCAACCUGAUCGCCCCUCCUCGCUACGUGAUGACGACGACCACUCUGGAGCGAACAGAGGGCCUGUCUGUGCUCAACCAGGCCAUGGCUGCCAUCAAGGAGAAGAUCGAAGAGAAAAGAGGCGUCUUUAACAUUCAGAUGGAGCCCAAGGUGGUGACGGACACGGAUGAGACGGAGUUGGCCCGGCAGCUGGAGAGGUUAGAAAGAGAGAACGCUGAGGUGGACGGAGACGACGACGCAGAAGAGAUGGAGGCCAAAACAGAAGACUAGAGUCGGUCCUCCAUGAAAGAGAAAUUCUCAAAGCAGCUUUUUUUUUUUUUUGGACAGACCUGGGCUCAGCUUUAACAUCGCAAACAUUAAAUGGCAUUUAAUUGGAAAAAUCUGUUUGAAGAUGACACCAACAUGGACACAGAAGGUUACGCGUCAAACAGCAGUAUAGUCUCUAAGUAUGCUCAUUUGAAUAAAUAGAUGCUGUUUCCAGUGGCCUUCACUUACCUCUUGUUUCAAAGCCCAGUGUCUUCAGCUCUUCAUCUCUGGAUGUGACUGAAGGCUACAGCACUCAGUGGUGACUUCAUCUGGUAAUUAUCUAAUUUAAGAGUGUUUACCAGCAAGACCUGCUUCUUGUUCAGAUCAAGUAAAAUCAAUAAAAGUCUAGAAAUUUUUA